GCCUGCAGCUCCCAGGAGCCCAUGUGCUGUGCCGGCUGGAAGCAGCAGGGGGACGAGUGUGGGAUCGCGGUGUGCGAAGGCAACUCCACGUGUUCGGAGAACGAGGUGUGCGUGCGGCCUGGCGAGUGCCGCUGCCGCCAUGGCUACUUCGGUGCCAACUGCGACACCAAGUGCCCGCGCCAGUUCUGGGGACCCGACUGCAAGGAACUGUGCAUCUGCCACCCGCAUGGGCAGUGCGAGGAUGUGACCGGCCAGUGUACGUGUCACGCGCGGCGCUGGGGAGCAC
Myotis brandtii (Brandt's bat) is the source of this 286-nucleotide messenger RNA. RefSeq names its product scavenger receptor class F member 2. The annotation marks the transcript as partial. The transcript is spliced from 3 exons. The record is from RefSeq and is a predicted model, not a curated record. Gene Ontology annotation, molecular function: scavenger receptor activity. NCBI's taxonomy places the organism in Eukaryota, Metazoa, Chordata, Mammalia, Chiroptera, Vespertilionidae.